GUUUGGGGGCAAGAUAGGUGGAGCGGGGUGGAGCAUUGGGGGGAAGGAGGUGACCGGGGUGUAGGUGGGAUGGGCAGAGAUGAUGGUAGAUGAAAUGAGGGUUGGUUUGGUUUGGAGAGGAAUGUUGGAUGAUUGUGUGAUGGCGGAGGUUGAGGGCUUGGGUAGGAGGGGAGUGGGAGUGACAACGGUGGGGAAAGUGGUGGAUGAUGACGAGUGUGUGAGGGAUGUGCUGGUUGGAGGGGUAGAUGUAGAAGGUGGCCGUGUGAAGGUUAAAGCUGAGGCCUGUUCGGAGGAGGAGGUGGGUUGUGGGGUGGAGGACGAGGUGGUUUGUGGUGCGGAGGAGGAGGGUGCGGUCGUGGUGACGACCGUGAUGGCAGGGGAGUUUCCCUCAAUUGCGGCUACGCGGCCAGAGAUGGUCGACAUGGUGGUGUUCAUGUUGGCGAUGGACGAUUGGAGGGAGGCGAGUGCUUGGAGGAUGGUUGUAAGAUCGGGGGCGGCGGUGGUCGUGGCUGGUUGGUCGCCGGUGAGGUCACGGGCGAUGUUGUCGACUGAGUUGGUGCGGAUGGCGGACAUGUCGAUGCUCGAAGAUUGGGCCAUGGUGGGAGAAGGGGGGCCGACGAAGUGGCCGUGAUGGAUGCGGUAGUGGAUGAGGUAGGCGUGGUAGCAGCAGAGGUAGCGGUGAUAGCAGCAAAGAAAGCGGCGGCUUCAGCGGCGGCACGUUUCGAGUUGUUGGUGUCGUGCGACAUGCGGAGAUUGGGGGUGGGGGAAUUUGUUAAUUGAUUUAGUCAAAAAAAAAAAAAAAAAUUCCAAGAUUUUUUUAAAAAAAAGAACGGGAAUUAAUUUCAAAUAAAUAAAUUAUUACCGA
Molecule: messenger RNA, 865 nt
Organism: Chara braunii
Lineage: Eukaryota; Viridiplantae; Streptophyta; Charophyceae; Charales; Characeae
Source: the annotation of a GenBank genome assembly